Molecule: messenger RNA, 1595 nt
Organism: Melanotaenia boesemani (Boeseman's rainbowfish)
Lineage: Eukaryota; Metazoa; Chordata; Actinopteri; Atheriniformes; Melanotaeniidae
Gene: pex2
Product: peroxisomal biogenesis factor 2
Exons: 2
Coding region: 84-1073 (329 amino acids)
Biological process (GO): protein import into peroxisome matrix
Cellular component (GO): peroxisomal membrane
Molecular function (GO): zinc ion binding
Source: RefSeq, a predicted model, not a curated record
CUAACAUACAACCCGGAAAACAGAUUGUCUUCAGCGUAGUUGGGAGAACAGUUGUAUUGAUUGCAGUAUUUCACCGAUAAUAAAUGGCAGAUUUAGAAAUUGAGCGCAACAUGAGACAGAAAGCUGGAGGUUGCGGUUCAGAUCCUGAUGUCGACCCACGCAUCCCUGUGUUGCGUAUCAGCCAGCUGGAUGCGCUUGAGUUGGACUCAAGCCUUGAGCAACUUCUGUGGACCCAGUUCUCCCAGUGCUUCCAGAACUGUCGCCCAGGCGUGCUCACCCCUCUGGAGCCAGAACUGAGGGCUCUGCUUCAUCUGCUGCUGUGGAGGUUUACACUCUAUUCUAGCAAUGCCACUGUGGGCCAGUCUUUACUGAGCCUGCGCUAUCACAGCAAAUCUUCCUCAUCUCAGCGGUACAGGCCUCUGUCCCCCAGGCAGAAGUUGGGAUUGGCUUUACUCACUGCAGGUCCCCGAUGGCUCCAGGAGCGUUCCCACCACCUGCUGCCAUGCUUAGGUUUGUGUUCAAGGGGACCCAUGUCUGAAGGAGAUAGUGGUUUGCUCCAGCAAGGUCUCCGCAAUGCUCUUGCACUUGUUUCUGGCAUCACAAAGUUUGCAAGUCUUCUUAACUUCCUUGUUUUCUUGAGGAAUGGCCGUCAUCCCGUUCUAGCUGAAAGACUCACAGGAGCGCAGGCGGUUUUUAGUAAGCCCAAUGUGAUCAGGGAUGUGACUUACCAGUACAUGAACAGAGAGCUGCUCUGGCACGGCUUCGCCGAGUUCCUCAUCUUCCUGUUGCCACUGAUAAACACAAGAAAACUGAAAGCAGCAAUGUCUUUGUUUGUAUUUGGGGGGGAAGGUUCUGAUGGAGGAGGAAGAGAUGGACAAGAGGUUUGGAAAGAGUGUGGACUGUGCGGCGAAUGGCCUACCAUGCCUCAUACAGUGGGCUGCCGCCAUGUUUUUUGCUAUUACUGCAUUAAAAGCCACAGCAUUGCAGAUGCUUACCUUACGUGCCCUAAAUGUGGGGCAGAAGCAGGACAGCCGGAGUUGGUCAAGAUGGAGAUGCGGAUGGUUGACAGGUGAUAAUGGUUGGUGCAUAAAGAAAAACUUUAUGUAAGGAUGGAGUUGUAUUAAAACAUGAAGACAUUGGUUUUACAGCCUCCUUUCUUUACCCUUUUUUUAAGUAAGAUUUACUCCUGUAUUAGCUUAUGACUGGACACACUGGAGCACACAUUGGUGUGUUAUGUUUAAUGUAUGUGUGCAUAUAUUGACAGUCUUCUGUGCCUUCUGUUUCUCUGGCUGGACUUUGGAUAGAACUAUUUGUCUUUGGUGCACUGGACAGACUACAGAGAACCACACAGAGCAUAUAUUUGAUGAGUGAAUGUGUUGAUUUAUGCUCCAAAUUGGCUCUGUGAUGGUGUGCCUGUAUGUGUGUAUGUAUGUGUGUGUUUGUUGAAAUGGGAAUAUUUGUUCUGAUGAAAAAUGCAGAAAGUCAGCUGAAUAAAUAAUGGGAGGAAUUUCUGAUGCCUCUCAUCAUGGCCAAAUUAGCAUUUGUUGUGUAUUUUGUGCCUAAAUUGUAUUUCAACAUCAUUAAAAUUGAUAGAG